AUGGCUAUUAGCCAGUGGUGUCGCCUCCGGACCAUCGGCCACGGCUCCACCGCCACCGUCUCCCUCGCCAUGACCUACCCCUCCGGACACCUUUUCUCCGUCAAGUCCUCCGAGCUCUCUCUCUCCGCUCUCGUGAGGAGAGAGCAGGCCAUUCUCUCUUCUUUGCACCACCCCAACAUCGUCUCCUGCCUCGGCUUCAACGUCGCCGCCGAAGCUCCUCACGGCCGUCUCUUCUACCACCUCUUUUUGGAGUACGCUCCCGGGGGUUCGCUCUCGGAUUGUAUGAAGAAGCACGGUGGCCUCCUGGAAGAGGCCGUGAUCCGGUCCUACACGCACGACAUCCUUCAUGGCCUCGCUCACCUCCACGCCAUGUUCGUGGCGCAUUGCGACGUCAAGAGCCAGAACAUCCUGAUAUGGCCGGAGGGACGCGCCAAGAUCGCGGAUCUCGGUUGCGCGCGGUCGGCCGCGGGCGACGACGAUGCCCGGUGGCCGAUCAUGGGCACGCCAAUGUUCAUGGCGCCGGAGGUGGCGCGCGGGGAGGAGCAGGGCGCCCCGGCCGAUAUAUGGUCGCUUGGGUGCACGGUCAUUGAAAUGGCCACCGGUCGACCGCCUUGGCCUGACGUCGUCGACCCGGUCGCAGCCCUGCACCGCGUUGGAUUCUCCUCCGAAGUCCCGAACCGCCCCGGCUGGUUGUCGGAAGCCGGCAAGGACUUCUUGGACAAGUGCUUGAGGAGAGACCCGAGAGAGCGGUGGACGGCGGAGCAGUUGCUGGAGCACCCCUUCGUGGCGAAGACGAGUCCAGCGGACUGUUGCUUCCUGGAGAGCACUUCGAAUCAGGUGGUGGUCUCCCCAAAGAGCACACUGGAGCAGGGUUUAUGGGACCCUGUAGCAGAGGAGGAAGAAGGAGAAGAGGUGGCACGUCGAUCCGACAGCCCGGCGGAGAGGAUGCAGCAAUUGGCAGGUGACGGCUUUCCGGCCAUCGAUUGGAGGUGGGGCGACAACUGGAUCACAGUUAGGAGCAGCGAAGAGGAAUCUGCAUAUGCUACAGUACAUGAUGACGAUGAACUCAACACCAACAGCAUCAUCGAUCACAUUACUUCAGAGGCAAAGCAUGGUGUUCCAGAAUCUAACCAUUCUCGGGGGCGUUCCCUCCCUCGGCCUCUCGUCUCUCUCAACACCGAACCCCAUGGCCGACGAGAACCCGCCUCCGCCUCCGCCUCCGAUUCCAGCCACCGCGAUAUUCUCCUCGAGGAGAUCCGAUUCCCGAAGGAAGAGCGGUCCUCCCUGCAACACGACCUCUUCGACGCCCGCGAGAAGCUCGCCGCCGUCGAGUCGGAGCACGUGGCCAAGAUCAAGGAUCUGAACUCCUCCGCCAAGCAUCCCGAGGAGGCGGUCACCGCCCUGGAGAAGAAGGCGAAGGAUGCGGCGGAGGAGCACAAGAGGAGCGUGGAGGAGCAGUUCUCUGCCGUGGGGACUGCAAUAGCGCGGUUCGUCCAGCUGACCAUCGAAUUGAAGUCCGACGCCGACAGAUCGGCGCGCUUCCCCACCCUGGGAACGAUCGGAUUCGCGGGCGUGGCGGCGGCGAUGACGCUCCUCCGCAAUCUCGUCAGGCGGCGGUAA
Messenger RNA from Musa acuminata subsp. malaccensis (wild Malaysian banana), 1620 nucleotides. RefSeq names its product mitogen-activated protein kinase kinase kinase 18-like. Lineage: Eukaryota; Viridiplantae; Streptophyta; Magnoliopsida; Zingiberales; Musaceae. The record is from RefSeq and is a predicted model, not a curated record. Gene Ontology annotation, molecular function: protein kinase activity; ATP binding. Gene Ontology annotation, biological process: protein phosphorylation; signal transduction.